Sander lucioperca (pikeperch) is the source of this 3369-nucleotide messenger RNA. Its product is annotated as P2Y purinoceptor 1-like. The record is from RefSeq and is a predicted model, not a curated record. Gene Ontology annotation, biological process: G protein-coupled receptor signaling pathway. Lineage: Eukaryota; Metazoa; Chordata; Actinopteri; Perciformes; Percidae. Gene Ontology annotation, cellular component: membrane. The transcript has a single exon. Gene Ontology annotation, molecular function: neuropeptide receptor activity. The coding region runs from base 1141 to 2163 and encodes 340 amino acids.
UACAGUUUCAGAGUAACUGAAUAUAAUUUCAUAAUAUUACAGCUAGUUUCAAGUUUAUUAGAAUUCAGUUCCAAACUAAAUUCGAUUUCAAAUUAUGCUAUUCAGAUUCAGUUUUUCAAUGCAAUAAACAAUUCAGAUUCCAUUUAUAGUGGUACAUAUUUCUGGCCAUAACAUUAGCUUUAAUGUCUCCUCAUCUACAAGUAUGUACACACACAAACAUGCUCUGAUUUGUUUCCUCAGCCCCUUCACCACAGUCAGAGUUAUCACAGAGCCAACAUCUGCACAUUUGAGUUAGCCAAAGGUUGGACAAAAUGUACAGAUAGCUGCACACUGAUUUGGGAGUUUGAUAAUGGAGUUAUAUAAAACUGGGCCCACCUAUUACUCACAAUAUGCAUAUUUUAAAUCAUACAAAUUCACAUAUGUUAGUACACUUUUUCAAAUCUGUUUAUGUACUACAGUAGUAUUCAUUUGCAAAUGUUAGGGUGUAUUUUCAAUUUCUUUCAAAUAAGACCAGAUUUGAUUUACAUAAAAAGAUGUGGUAAAUAAAAGAAUUGCUGUUUGUUUAAUCAAGAACACAUUGCUAAAGUGAUGAAUAAAUGUUUCAUAAAACUGACUUGAUUCUUGGUUUUAUAAAUGAAUAUCUUAGUAGAAUGGAAUUUGGUUGGGCCUAUUUGAUUUCAAUGUUGGUACACAAUCGACUUUGUUGUGAAAAGUUAUAAAUGCUUCAACCUGCAGGACUAGUAAAAAAUCCGUGAACAUUUUAAUAUUUUUGCCAUUGUUUCUUGUCGUUGUGAUUUGUAGCCUUCAACAGUUAGCUGUUAUGACAGUAGGCAUGAUGUAAAUUAUUUCACUGGAAUAAAUCCUUUGAUUUGUUCUUGUAAAGGUCUGUGAUGUUGACUUGUUCUUGUUGUUUUCCAUGUCGUCUGCAUGGCUCUUCGUGUGUAUCACAUCAUCCUCUAGCCUUGGAAGUGGGCGGGCUUCUUGCUUUCGAAUUCACUUCAGUUUUGCUUUGCACGACUCACACACGUAGUUCCCAGUUCCCAUGUUUGGUCUGAGCGAGCCGGCUACAUGCGGUUUUUAUUUUAGUUAAACGGUCACAUUGAAUGAAAGAGAGGUUUAAAACCAGCGGGAUCUCAAGACAUGUCUGGAAAUAUCACGUACGAAGCAUGCGAGAGCAUCAACCUGAACUUUACGCACGCCUUCCUGCCGGCGGGGUUCAUCACUGUAUUCGUCGUCGGGACGGUGUCCAACAUCUGGGGGCUCAGGAGCGUGUGCACCAGCUGGAACAAAAUCGGAAGCAUUAACAUCUUCAUGUUCAACCUGGGGGUUGCGGACCUCCUGUACCUGUUCACCCUGCCGUUUCUCGUGCACUAUUACGCAAAAAACAGCCUCUGGCAGUUCGGCCAGCCUUUCUGCAAAGUGACCCGCUUCUGCUUCAACCUCAACCUGUACGGCAGCAUCGGCUUCCUCACCUGCAUCAGCAUCUACAGGUACCUGGGCAUUGUGCACCCCAUGAGGGUGAUGGGGAAAAUCACCAGCUGCCACUCGCUGGCCAUUAGCGCCCUGGUCUGGCUUCUCGUCAUUAUCCAGAUCCUCCCUGAUAUGUUCUUCGACAAGAAUGAUCUCAAAUCCCCAAACUCGUGCUACGACACCACCUCGAACGAGUUGAUCCGAGGAUACCUGCCGUACAGCAUCGGCUGGUCCGUCACAGGGUUUGCCAUACCGUUGCUUAUCAUUUUGCUCUGUUAUGGACACAUAGUUGUGGUUCUUGCCAGAAAAGCCAACGUCAACCCUCUGCUGAAGCAGCGGUGUUUGAAACUGGUCGUGAUUCUGGUGAUUUUGUUCUCCGUCUGCUUCAUCCCCUACCACGUCUUUCGAAAUGUUAACCUGAAAACCAGGAUUUUGAAACAGAGUGGGAUUUGCCACUCUGUUUUCGACGACAUCUACAUUGCGCAUCAGGUCGGCCGAUUCCUGGCUUGUCUAAACAGCGCAAUAAACCCUCUGAUUUUUAUCGUUGGGAAUGAUGAUUUCCUUAUGAAGCUUCAGCACCUCAGCAGACGGGCCCGGCUGUCUCUGGCCGGCCUGACAGGCGCAGUCCUUUACCGCAGACCGACGGAUUCACCGUUAGAGACUCGCGGUAACUCCGACCUGAUGAAUGGAUAGACGCACAAUCGUUUCACCCGAGGUACACUUCCGUCCCUGCGUAUCAUGCACCGCCAGAACUUCCACAUUUCCUGGAACAAAGUAGCCUACAAUAAUGACGGAUGAUUUGCAAGAUAAUAAGCCAAUUAUCUAGCAGUGCCAUACGUCAUCAGGUCACCAAGGUGUCUGCGCAGAGAGAAUAUCAAAUGUCCUGCUGGAGGAUUUUCUCUGUUUCUGCUGAACAUUAUUACAAAAGACAGAACUUGUUAUUUCCAGCUGAAGCUCAUGUUAGCAUCUCAUAUAGUGCUCUGAUUUAUUGCAUCAGAAUUGUACCAAGGUGCUGUUCGUGUUUUUGCACUGUGUAUUACUGUGAUUGUGUGCUUAAAAAAGCGGAUCCGUCCUGUGAUUGCUUUCCUACUGUACAGUGCAAGAAAAGUCCAUGUUUUAAAACACAUGUAUUGUGCCUGAGCACUGCCAGGCCAUAGCCUAUAGCACUAUGCACUGUUACUGCUGAAGCAUGGUUUGUGUUGUCCAUGUUUAACUCAGAUUCAAAAGGCUUUUGAACAGAGGCAUGUUUAACUGUCAGAGUGGCCAUUCCAGAGCUCUUAAUUUCACACAUUUGUUUAGUGGAAAUUGACAUGAGUUCAACAAAGAACUGUAACAGUGAUGUAAGUGCUGGGAUCUCCAGUCUCAAAGUGGAAGAAAUACUCAAAACCUCAAAUACUUUGCCAUAAAAAGUCCUGUAUGUUUAAAUGUGUACUUAAAUAAAAGUAUAGAAGUAUUAUCAACAAAGUGUACUAAAAUAUCAUGAAGUAAAGUAAUUAUUAUGCAGAAUGUCACCUGUGAUAUAUUAUUAUAUGCUAUAUUACUAUUGGGACAUUUUUACUGAUGAAUUACCACGUAAGGUGAAACUAAUAGUAUGAUCAUUUUGGAGGCUGUAGUUUGUGCUGCUCUUGUCCUAUACAGAGGUGCUUCUGUUAUUUUGUCCACCACAUUUAUAUCAGUGAGGGUAGGCUAACACAGCCAUCGCUGUAUGAAGGUCUUUUCAGCCAGUGGAGAGAGACCUCCGCUGGCCGAAGCAGCUAGUUCCGGUUUAGCGAUUGGCUAACUUGAAUGGGAAUUUAAUGAUUUAAUUGUGCAGCUCUUCUAGACUUUACAAAUGUUAUCUGACCGAAUGUAUCAAAUUCUGACAGUGAAAUGAGUUAUUUUGCAGGGGUUGUGAAGCUC